Messenger RNA from Perca fluviatilis (European perch), 6663 nucleotides. Its product is annotated as ephrin type-B receptor 1-like. Gene Ontology annotation, molecular function: transmembrane-ephrin receptor activity; protein binding; ATP binding. Gene Ontology annotation, cellular component: neuron projection; plasma membrane. Gene Ontology annotation, biological process: protein phosphorylation; cell surface receptor protein tyrosine kinase signaling pathway; axon guidance. The transcript is spliced from 20 exons. Lineage: Eukaryota; Metazoa; Chordata; Actinopteri; Perciformes; Percidae. The record is from RefSeq and is a predicted model, not a curated record.
GAGAGCGGAGAUCCACCAGCAGUGUAUCCGCUUCAGUCCCCGCUGACUCACACACACAUACAAACACACACACACACACACACACACUGAGGGCUGAGAUGUGACUGUUUACCAGAGGAAUACAGCGUGUUUCUUGUGGGAUUUUUAUUGUCAGCCGGAUAAUGGGAGAAGACAUGCGGGGAGGCAUUUUAACCAUGCGGGCCACUUGGGUUGCGGUGCUUCUCUGUGUGAUGACUUCGGUGUGCGCAGUGGAAGAGACGGUGAUGGAUACAAGGACAGCGACAGCUGAGCUCGGCUGGAUAUCGUUCCCUGCCAACGGAUGGGAGGAGGUGAGUGGUUAUGAUGAAAACCUCAACACCAUCAGGACCUACCAGGUGUGCAACGUGUUUGAUCCCAGCCAGAACAACUGGCUCCUCACGACUUAUAUCGACCGGCGGGCUGCGCAACGCAUCUACGUGGAGAUCCGCUUCACUGUACGCGACUGUGCCUCCAUCCCCAGCGUCCUGGGCUCCUGCAAAGAGACAUUCAACCUGUACUACCUGGAGACAGAAAGGACGUUGUCACAGAGCAUCAAAGGGGUGGAGUACUGGGCCAAUGCCCCUUUUCUUAAGGUGGACACCAUCGCAGCAGAUGAGAGUUUCUCCCAGGUGGAUUUCGGUGGAAGGCUAAUGAAGGUGAACACAGAAGUUCGGAGUUUCGGGCCGUUGUCCAAAGGCAGAGGCUUCCACUUGGCCUUCCAGGAUUUGGGCGCUUGCAUGUCUCUUCUGGCUGUCAGAGUGUUCUAUAAGAAAUGCCCCAGCGUGGUGCAAAACUUUGCCUUUUUCCCAGAGACGCUGACUGGAGCAGAGUCCACCUCAUUAGUCAUCGCUAGAGGAAGUUGUAUCCCUAACGCUGAGGAAGUAGACGUGCCCAUAAAGCUCUACUGUAACGGAGAUGGAGAGUGGAUGGUACCCAUCGGCAGCUGCAGCUGCAAAGCGGGUUAUGAACCAGACAAUGGCAACGUGUGUCGAGCUUGCCCUCAGGGGACCUUUAAGUCGUUCCAGGGGGCAGGAUUAUGUAAGCAAUGUCCGCUCAACAGUCGCUCCACCAUCGAGGCCGCCACCAUCUGCGUUUGUCGCAACGGCUAUUACCGUGGAGACAUGGACAAACCAGAGGACGUGUGCACCAGUGUUCCUUCAGCUCCGCGCAACGUGGUCUCAGUCGUCAACCAGACAUCGGUGCAGCUGGAGUGGCACCCCCCACGUGACACUGGGCACCGUGACGACAUGUCAUACAACGUUUUGUGCCGCCGGUGCCACAGUAGCGAGCGCCGGGCAUGUCAGCCAUGUGAUGACAGCGUGGUAUUCGUUUCAGACAAGCAAGGGUUAAAGGAAACGAGGGUGGAGAUCAGCAAGCUGCGGGCCCACACACCUUACACCUUCGAAAUACAGGCAGUAAACGGAGUCUCCAACAAGAGCCCUUAUCCCGCCCAGCAACUGUCAAUCAACAUUACAACCAAUCAGGCUGCUCCCUCUGUAGUUCCCAUAAUGCACCAAGUGAGCUCAACAAGCCGCAGUUUCUCGUUGUCAUGGCCACCGCCCGAACAGCCCAACGGAAUUAUCCUUGACUACGAGAUUCGAUACUUUGACAAGUCCCUGUCGUCAGUGCUGAACAGUUCAGUGGUCCAGAGCGAAACACCUAAUGUUGUUCUGGAGGGUCUGAGGCCGGGGACCGGCUACGUGGUGCAGGUGAGGGCCCCCCGCUGGGCGCGCGAUACCCUGGCCACAGCAAAAAUGCUCUUCCAAACCUCACCGUAAAAUGAGUAUAAGUCAGAGCUAGGACAGCAGCUCUCCCUGAUUGCAGGCUCUUUAGUAGGUGGAGUAUGUAUCGUCUCAUUGGUAGCUAUCGCCAUCAUCUGCACCAGAAGAAGGCAGUUGAAAGAGAGUGUGUAUGGUGACAAGCUGCAGCAGUACAACGCAGGAGGAGAGGUGACUCUGAGGCCUGACAUGUUCAGUGGUCCUACCCCCACUGUGACAUUUCCCACCCUGUCUGAAGGCCAUAGUUCACCGGGGGUCAAGAUCUACAUUGACCCCUUCACCUACGAGGACCCCAACGAGGCCGUCAGGGAGUUUGCCAAGGAAAUUGACCCCUCCUGUGUCAAAAUAGAGGAAGUCAUUGGAUCAGGUGAAUUUGGGGAGGUGUACAAGGGCCGCCUAAAGCCUGUUGGGAAAAAAGAAAUUCCUGUGGCCAUCAAGACACUGAAGGUUGGCUACUCUGAGAGGCAGAGGAGGGACUUCCUGUCCGAGGCGUCAAUCAUGGGCCAGUUUGACCAACCAAACAUCAUCAGACUGGAGGGCGUGGUCACCAAGAGCAGGCCUACGAUGAUCAUCACAGAGUUCAUGGAGAACGGAGCACUUGACUUGUUUCUCAGGCAAAAUGAUGGGCAGUUUCCAGUGAUCCAGCUUGUUGGUAUGCUGAGGGGCAUCGCGUCUGGAAUGAGGUACCUUGCGGAAAUGAGUUAUGUUCACCGGGACCUGGCUGCUCGGAACAUCCUGGUUAACAGUAACUUGGUGUGUAAGGUGUCUGACUUUGGAUUAUCACGUUAUCUGGAGGAGGACACCUCUGACCCUACCUACACCAGCUCACUGGGUGGUAAAAUCCCAGUGCGGUGGACGGCUCCGGAGGCGAUUGCCUACAGGAAGUUUACGUCAGCUUCAGAUGUCUGGAGUUAUGGGAUCGUCACCUGGGAGGUGAUGUCAUACGGAGAGAGGCCUUACUGGGACAUGAGCAACCAAGAUGUGAUAAAUGCCAUCGAGCAGGACUUCAGGCUGCCAGCUCCCAUGGACUGUCCGGUCGUGCUGCACCAGCUGAUGCUGGACUGCUGGCAGAAAGACAGGAACGCACGGCCAAAGUUCCCCGAUAUUGUCAGCAUGUUGGACAAAAUGAUACGCAACCCUGCAUCUCUCAAAGCCGGCAUCAACAACAUCGCCCCUGGUCCUUCCCAUCAUCCUUUGUUAGACCGUGGCGCUCCAGACCUGAGCAGGUUGAGCUCUGUGGAAGACUGGCUGGCUGCGUUGAAGAUGACCCAGUAUCGAGACUCCUUCCUGGGCUCGGGCUUCACUUCUUUGCCGCUCGUCACACAAAUCACAGCCGAAGAUCUUCAGAGGAUUGGAGUGUCUUUAGCCGGACACCAGAAGAAAAUCCUGACCAGUGUUCAGUCGAUGAGGCCCAACAUUGAUGACCAGUCUCCUACUGAAUCUGUGUAACCGCACAGGGGAGCGACACAGUAUGAAAUAUUCGACACGUGUACAGUCUGAACGAGCAAGCUGUCAUCUUUACGCUUGUUUUACCCUCAUACCUAAAUCUAAACCACUUUACAAGUUUUUUAACAAUCCCUGUGGCCAUUUUUGUGUCUGUGUGUCCUCAGCAGUCCCUAGGUCCCUCCUUCAUUCAGUGGACAGACUUCACACCUUUAAGAAAAUUGAUUUAAACUAAAUGUUAACCAGUAAACUUAGGUUGGGGAGCAUGGACACUCUUCAACCACACCUCUAAUCACUUGUAAGGCCUACCUAUCAAACCAUCCUGUACAGUUUGUCUCAGUUUUCUCAACCCACCCUCCCUUUCUCAUCCAUUCUGCCGGACCCCACCUCUCCAUUUCCAUCCCCCUCAUCCCAACCCCAUCCCUCCCCCUAAUGAAUUUACCCACGAGACCAUCCAUUCCCCUGCUCAUCCCUAUUCAUCCCAUCUUAUUCAAUGCUGUGCAUACCUGUCCCAGCCUCCAGGUACUGUCUGAGGCAUGUUGAGGGACUCCAGAGUCCCCUCCUCCCCAGCCUUCAUACAUCUUUCCCAGACAGGCCUAACCAGUCAACCUCCUCAUCACCUUCUUUGAAUUCGUUCAUCCAUCCUCAAGAUCCUCAUUUUAUUAAACCUUUACAUAAUUGCAUGGUUGUGGUGGGGUCCUUGCUAGUGAAAUGCUUCUUGGAGGGAAUUCAAUGCAGAUUUAGUGCAAGAGGAAAAACAAGGCAGACAUGAUUUGUGACUGCAAAAAAACCAAGAAAAAAACCCCAAAACAAUAGUGUCUGGACUUUUCUGUCUGACUACAACCGGUACAAUCACAAACCCCCAUUCCCUCUCUCGCCCCAAAAUCUCCCUGCAAGAUCACUUCCAUCAUUGAAAUCCACAGACCAGUUUAUACCAGCUUGACUGUUUGAUUCAAGGACAACAUGGCCUGGUUUUUAUGUAAGGAUAAAUCACACAAACGUGCUACUGUGAAGAGGAAACUGACCAAACAGACAUUUAUGUGAAGGGACACAAACUGGACGAAUAGCCUGACAAAAGGUCUUUCUGGAGACCCAUUGCAGGCUUUUUCAUCUGCAGUGUGUUCUGUUGAGACUACUUCAGUGUGUUGGUGAAAAUUGUGACCAUUUGAAUCCAGACAAGAGCCAACAGUUAAUGGGACUUUGUGAAUCCAUCUUCAUAUUGAAGAGACUGUACAUAUUAUGAUAUGGGAUGUUAAUUUCCUAUUUGCUCAUUUGCUUUCACUUUUGCCGACAGCAUCAAACAAUUAAUUGUCACUGGAGUAUUUUGUGAGCUCUGUAUGAUUAUCUUCCUCUGCCUGACUCAUCACUGGAACAAACUUUUAAGUGCUGUGGAUGGCAGGCAAAAAAAACUAAAGAAAAAUAGGUUUCAUGCUUCUAUUUUUUGUACUUCCCAUGCAGCAAAAGGAAAAAGAUAACCUCUUCGACAAAGAGAGCUAGCAAAGCCUGACCUACUUAAAAUACUUAAAUCAAAGGUUACUCAUAAUGGAUGGUGUUUUACAAUCAGCACAUAUACCCUCUGAGUAAAGGCAGUGACAGGCAACGGAAAACAAAAUUGGAUAAAGAAAUAUUAAACCAUUGCAGUGUAAUGUGCAUUUUCCCAGCUAGGAAUGAAUGCAGGCUUUAGAGAAUAGAAGAAAAGGAAAACCAGCUUAAGAGACUGUAGAUAUGGAGUCAUUAUCAGCUGCUGAGACACCCCUGUUGUGGCCAGAGAAUCUCAAAAAGCUAAAAGGUGAACCAUCCAACGUUCUUGUGAUUUGGCUGCAAAUCCUAAAGCUGUCUGCCAGUCAGGCAUUAAUACAACGCAUGGACAAACCAGACAUCUAAUGGUGGUGUACUAUUUGCGCAUGAAACAAAUCUCAUUUCUGUCGAAAGUGUAUGGCUGCAGUCCAGAUGGUAAUCACUCUACAGUAGGCAACCUUUGUAUCAAUUUGUUUUAGUUUUUAUUCAUUGGCUGUCGGACAUGUCAUUAUUGUCCGAGUCGCAUUUCCUCCCGAUUGACUGUCAGUUUGCAGAUGAAAUGACAUGAAGUGACUGUGAUCUGUGGACAGCAACCUUUUCAAUGGCGGGCAUUACGCAGAACUCAUUUACAAGCAACACAGACUGAUUUCUCAGACAUGUCAGAGAAAAAGAUCUAACGAGAAGAGAUAGCGAAAUAAUAAAAUGCUGGAGGGGUCAAGAAGGAAAUUGCUGGCGUAUUUAUCAUGUUUUGGUGCAGAAAUGUGAUGUUUGACUCACUCAUCUUCACAAAAUAUGACACCAAGAAUGCCUGAUCUCCCUCUGGGGCCCGCUGGUGGAGAAGCACUAGGAGAUUUCUUUUAUCUUAGCGCUGAGCAGAUUACCAGCUGUGAAACAACAGCAGGCUCGCUCUGCCUUUAGCCCAAACCUCUUGGUCAUGCGUGUGCCCCCACAUCCCAAGGAUUACCAGUCCGCAGCACUGAUUGGAUGUUGUGAUUUUUAUUUGCCAUUCCCCUUGGAACCAUGCUCACAAUGACAGAAGUGACUGUAUUUAGUUGUUUGCUUUCAACACGUUUUUUACGGCUGACAUGUCCUACAGGACGAUGUGUUUGUAUUUUUGUCUCGCACCGCUGCUCUCCACUGGACGGCCCAAACUCUUUUAUUAAUGAAUGUUGUGACAUUGAGAGGUCCGCGACUAUUUAAAACCUCUAAACAUUUCAGUUUCCACUUUUUUAUGGGGGCAAAACUCUGCUCCGCCGGAAUUGCAUUUGUUGCCUGGCAACGAUAGCUUAUUGAACAUUUUAUCAGGAAGUAUAGAGAUCAACUGGGAGCUUGUCAGUGGUUCAGAGGCAUAAUUCAUUGUAAAUAGAUGCCUGCGGAAAAAACAGUUUCAGCGCUCGGGGGGUUUAACAAAGAGUGAGUCGAUGAGUGUAAGGUCAUAUUGAACACCAUCUAAACAAAAAAAAAUGUCAUGCAGAAGAAAUGAAAGCUAUCAACACAUACACUACAGGCUUCUUAGUGUAACAUGGACUGUAGCUACGUGUGAUGUGUCUAUCCUUUGCUUCGUGUUUUCUUUUCUUCAAUGUAAUAAGGUUAGAUGUGAGCUUCCAAAGGCAUUUCACAUGUUCCUGUGUCAGUGUUUGAGAAGGACAUAAAUGAUCCACAGCACGUCUUGUAUUUAAUAUUUUGACAUGUCUUGGUUUGAGCGCAAAUAUACAACCCAGAGAGAAUAUCUCGGGGACAAAGCAGAUGUGAGUUUUGUCCAAAGUGCUGCGUAAAAUAGGAUGGUUUAUUGGUACAUCACGCACUAUUUAAAAAGAUACAGGAUGAAGUGCUUUAAGAGUUCAUGGAGAAAACUGUUUGAUGUUAGUUUUCUGAAGUGCUUAUUAAAAGUUAAAUCCACUCUAAA